This is a messenger RNA of Suillus clintonianus, 1500 nucleotides long. RefSeq names its product TPR-like protein. The record is from RefSeq and is a predicted model, not a curated record. Gene Ontology annotation, molecular function: protein binding. The transcript has a single exon. NCBI's taxonomy places the organism in Eukaryota, Fungi, Basidiomycota, Agaricomycetes, Boletales, Suillaceae. The coding region runs from base 1 to 1500 and encodes 499 amino acids.
AUGGCGCAGCCAUCAUCUUCCACCAAUAACAUAGCAGACAAUGUGGAAGAAUCUCGAGCGGCCUUGCAGCGCUGUCCCCCUGGCCACUCUCGUCGAUCCGUGUGUCUCUUUAAUCUUGCCGUAGACCUUCACAACAGAUUCCAGCAGCAAGGUGUCCCGUCUGACCUUGACGAGGCCAUCAAGCUCCAUAAGGCUGCACUACUCCUCCGUCCCACCGGUCAUUCUCUUCGAUCUGCAUCUCUCAUCAAUCUUGCAAUCAGUAUCUUCCACAGAUUUGAGCAGCAGGGCAAUCUGUCUGACCUUGAUGAAACCAUUGAGCUCCAUAAGUCUGCACUACUCCUCCGUCCACUCGGUCAUUCUCUUCGAUCCUCAUCUCUCACCGAUCUUGCUGUUAGCAUCUUCCACAGAUUCAAGCACUCGGGUAUUGAACCUGACCUUGAUGAGGCCAUUGAGCUCCAUCGUGCUGCACUACUCCUCCGUCCUCCUGAUCAUCCUGAUCGAUCCACGUCUCUCAACGCUCUUUCCAUCAGCCUUCAACAUAGAUUCAAACGACGGGGUGUUCUGUCUGACGUCGAUGAGGCCAUUGAGAUCCAACGGGAUGUACUACUCUUGUGUCACUCUGGUCAUUCCGAUCCAUCUAUGUCUCUCAAUAACCUUGGUGUCAGCCUUCUCAACAGAUUCCAGCAGCAGGGUGUCCUGUCUGACCUUCAUGAGGCCAUUGAGCUCCAUCGGGCCACAUUACUCCUCCGUCCCCUCGGUCAUUCUGAACGAUCCACGUCUCUCAACAAUCUUGCUGAUAGCCUGCGAGCCAGAUUCCAGCUGCGGGGUGGCCUGUUUGACCUUGAUGAAGCCAUUGAGCUCCAUCGGGCUGCACUACCCCUCCGUCCCCUUGAUCAUUCUGAGCGAUGCACGUCUCUCAUUGGGCUUGCCAUCAGCCUUCAUGACCGAUUCGAGCUGAUGGGAGUCCUGUCCGAUCUCAAUGAGGCCAUUGAUUGUCAUCGGGAUGUACUACUCCUUCGUCCCCCUGGUCACUCUCUUCAAUCCUCAUCUCUCAACAAUCUUGCCAUCAGCCUUCACGACCGGUUCGAGCAGCGGGGAGUCCUGUCUGAUCUCAAUGAGGCCAUUUAUCUUCAUCGGGCCGCACUACUCCUCCGUCCCUCUGGCCAUUCUGAUCAAUCCACGUCUCUCAAUGGGCUUUCCAUCAGUCUUCAUGACCAAUUCAAGCAGCGGGGAGUCCUGUUAUAUCUCGAUGAGGCCAUUGAGCUCCGUCGAGCCGCACUACUCCUCCGUCCCCCCGGUCAUUCUCUUCGAUUAUCGUCUCUCAACAAUCUUGCCAUCAGCCUCCUCCGCAGAUUUGAGCUGCGGGGCAUCCCAUCUGACUUCGAUGAGGCCAUUGAGCAUUAUCGGGCUGCAAUACUACUCCGUCCCCCUGAUCAAUCCACGUUUCUCAAUAGGCUUGCCCUCAGCCUUCGAGAUAGAUUCCACCAGCGGGGCGUCUGA